Molecule: messenger RNA, 954 nt
Organism: Carya illinoinensis
Lineage: Eukaryota; Viridiplantae; Streptophyta; Magnoliopsida; Fagales; Juglandaceae
Product: class V chitinase-like
Exons: 2
Coding region: 1-954 (317 amino acids)
Biological process (GO): chitin catabolic process; carbohydrate metabolic process
Cellular component (GO): extracellular region
Molecular function (GO): chitinase activity; chitin binding
Source: RefSeq, a predicted model, not a curated record
AUGGCUUCCAGUGCUAGUCCUGUCGUUGUGAAAGCUGGCUAUUCGUUUUUCGGGCCUGACUUGAACCGGCAAGAAGCAGAAAUACCUUCCGAACUCUUCACACAUCUUUAUGCUGGCUUUGCCGUGGUCGACAAGGAUGGCCAGCUCAAUAUCCCUGAACCAUACUCGGAACUAUUCGGAGGCUUCUCUAAAACCGUUCAAGUACGAAACCCUAGGGUGAAAACUCUUUUAUCCAUCGGUGGUGAAGGCGCUGACCUAUCUGCUGUGGUGGCAAAUAGAGACAGUCGUGCACAUCUCAUAACGGACUCCAUAGAUCUAGCCAAGAAGUUCGGUUUUGAUGGCCUGGACCUCUGCUGGCUGUACCCCUCCAAAGCCAACCAGAAGGAACCACUUGCCUCGCUCCUCAUUGAAUGGCGAUCUGCCCUGGACUUAGACUUCAAGAAGACAAAGAAGCCAGCUAAUAAUUUGCUUCUUACUGCGGCGGUGUUUCAUCACCCUGGCAUUCCUGGUACAGACGGUAAAAUUACUUUUGAUUAUCCCACUCAGGCUCUUUCUGACAACUUGGACUGGAUCAACGUACAGGCCAUUGACUUCUAUACUCCCUCCAACUCAAGCGAGAGGACUGGACCGGUUCAUGCAUGGAAGACUCGACCUAUGGAUAUGCAAAACAGGUGCGGAAUUAAGUCGGCUCGUCCAGCAACUAAUAAACUCACGCCCAUGGCCUACAGAGAUAUCCAGGAGGAACUCCGGCGGGGUACUUAUGAAACCGUGUAUGAUAAGGAGUAUUAUGCUGUUUACUCGCAUAAAAUUAAUGGGGAGGGAUGGAUUUGUUAUGAUGAUGGAUUGUGCAUCUUUGAAAAGGUUAGCAAGGCAAUUGACGAUAAAUUGGGCGGUUACUUUGCAUGGCGUGUGGGCGCCGACGACGUCAACUGGACUCUUUCUCGUUCAAAUUAG